AUGUCCUUCGUCAAAAGAAACACCGUCCUAUCCUCACCGAGAGCCGGACUCACGCCGUCCGCUCCCCAGCAGCAGCAACCCAAACAGGAAACGCAGCUUGCGCCGGGUCUUCGACCAUCACCAACUGAUGGCAGGUUGACCACUUCAACUGGCACUGCUUCCCUGGACCAACUUCUUGCAGGACACGGUGGACUCCCCUUAGGAACAUGCUUACUGGUUGAGGAGCAAGGGACCACCGACUUCUCUGGAAUUCUUCUACGGUACUAUGCUGCCGAGGGUCUCGUCCAAGGGCAUCAGGUUCACGCAGUAGCCUUUCCGCCAGAAUGGAGGCAUCAGCUUCCAGGGCUGGCUUCACCUGACAAGAAGUCAAAGAGUGCAUCACCGGCGCCGGCACCCGAAGAGAAGAUGAAGAUUGCGUGGAGAUAUGAGUCCUUGGGUAACAACGCCAAUGCAGGAGCUUCUGCUCGUGGGGAUUCUGGAGCGCCUUUCUGUCACUCCUUUGAUCUCAGCAAGAGGCUUGCCAGCUCCGAGUCCAAGGGUACUCUGAACCCGAUUUCAGUUGGCGGUUCCCCGAGCUUAGACCGGAAAAGUGUUGGGACAGCUUCUCCUCUGAAGAUGCUUCUCAAGCAAUUGCGGGCCAAGUUGGAGAGCUCAGGAUCAAACGCCAUUCAUAGACUGGUGGUGCCCAGUCUCCUCUCACCAACCCUCUAUCCUCCUGGAUGCGCCCAACCAUCAGAGGUUCUACAGUUUCUACAUGGGCUCCGGGCUCUCCUUCGACUGUACAGCACCCAGCUCACAGCAAUCAUUACCUUCCCGACGUCCUUAUUCCCUCGCAGUUCAGGCCUGGUCCGGUGGAUAGAAAUUCUUUGUGACGGCGUCGUCGAGCUCAUCCCCUUGCCUGCCAGGCUAGGUGCCGCGCCACCGCCGCCCUCAAGGUCGGAUCCCAAGGCAAACGAGCAACCCCAGGGUAUGUUCAAAGUAUACACACUGCCUGUGUAUCAUGAGAAGGGUGGUGGAGGAGCAGAGUCGGGCCAAUUCCGUGAGAACCUGUCAUUCAGCUUGAGCGCAUCCAAGGGCUUGGUGAUCAAACCGUACAGUCUCCCGCCUAUGCUCGAGGAUGAGCAGGAGAAGCCCUCAGCUGCUCCAAAGAAGGAUGGGCUUGAUUUCUAAAGUCAUCUUCCGCUUGGCAAUUUAACGGCUUGUUUUUUUGCAAAUAACCGACUUUUUUUGGCCCCCUUUUGGCAGUCUCAUCAUAUGUUCAGGUGAGCUUCUUGAUCAUCAUUGAAACUCCCGUCUCUUUACUUGCCCAGGUAUUGGGCACGCUGUAAGUCCACUCGAGCCACUGAAACCAUUGGUGGACGCCCGCCUGGAGCUACCUACGGGCGUACAGCAACACCUGGGGUGGAGCUCAAGGAAAAUGUGUGGGGUCGUGGACUCACCGCCCAAAUUUCCGCCGUUUUCUGCCACGGCGCGAUAAAAGCCCACGCACCUCCGCCCAGAAGUUUCCCACUUUCUCUCCUCGUGUCGUCGUGUCCAACAACAGCAUUUUUGG
Molecule: messenger RNA, 1552 nt
Organism: Neurospora crassa OR74A
Lineage: Eukaryota; Fungi; Ascomycota; Sordariomycetes; Sordariales; Sordariaceae
Product: paxneb protein superfamily
Exons: 1
Coding region: 1-1170 (389 amino acids)
Biological process (GO): tRNA wobble uridine modification
Cellular component (GO): cytoplasm; elongator holoenzyme complex; transcription elongation factor complex
Source: RefSeq, a predicted model, not a curated record